Striga asiatica is the source of this 1411-nucleotide messenger RNA. Lineage: Eukaryota; Viridiplantae; Streptophyta; Magnoliopsida; Lamiales; Orobanchaceae. The record is from the annotation of a GenBank genome assembly.
CUGCCUCCGCCGUCCGCCUCUGCCUCCGCCGUCCGCCUCUGCCUCCGCCGUCCGCCUUUGUCUCCGCCGUCCACCUCGUCCUCCGCCGUUCGCCUCUGCUUCAGAUCGCAAAAAUUUCGAGUUGGUUUUUUCUUCCUUAAGUUCCUAUUUAUAAGUAGGAUUAAUGAUGACGAUGAUGAUGCGUUCCAUAAUAUCCUUUCGUUAAAUGCAACUAUGUUUUCUGCAGAGUUUGUUAUGUCUACAAAUUCAAAGAAUCCUACAUCUUCUUCGGUUGACAAUAGAGUGGGUCCUGACUUUUUUGGGUUUUUCACUACCCAAGUUGUUGAAUUAUUGUCUAGAGAUGAAGGUAAAGAUGAAGUUCCUUUGCCCUUAUCACAUUCGAUUUCACAUUUAGCUAAUGAGGUUCGUGAAGGAAAGAGGUCAACUAAGAAUAGCAAAUCCAAAGAGAAUAAUUGUGCCAUCGGUUCCGAAUCAUUGUUCGAUAAUGGUGUAGGAGCUUUGCUCUCAGAUUCAAAGCGAGAGAGUCUCAAAUCUCUACUCCGACAAAGUGUUUUUACCCUUACUAAGGAGGUAGAUGAGAUUGUCGAUCCUAUUCUCUCCAUAUGCCGUAUUCAUUCGUGCUUGAAAUGCAAGGAACAUCUUUUAUGCCUGGAUGCCUCAGCGUGCAAAGUUGAUACACAACAACCACACAAGAAGCUCAAACAUGGAUGCUUGAUUGAUGAUGACAUGCGGAUUCUUUUAGAGAGUGAUACAACUAAGGUUGAGGAACUUGUGAAGAAACAAACCAAUGAAUUUUCUACCACGGUAAAGUUGCAUCACAUGGAGAAGAAGCUUGAAGAACUACUGAACACUUUGAUGACCAGUUGUAGGCCAAUGACCCUUGCCGAGAAGCAACAGCUUCGUAGAUCUAUCCAGAAUCUACCACCAAGAAACCUUGACCGAGUUGUGGAAAUUAUUAACCAAAACAAGCUGCCAUCUGGAAAAUAUCCGUUCGGUGAAGUUUAUGUUGACCUCGAUGGAAUGGACAAUGCGACUCUUUGGAGGUUGCAUUUCUAUGUGGCGACUUUCCAAGCAAGCAACAAGUGAAGAGACUAAAAAUCUCACCAGUUGUUAUUCGGACACUCACAGACUGUAUACACGAAGCCGAGGCUUCAGAAAUAUGCGUACAGAAGUGGGUUUUAAAAAGCGCGUUGUAAAAUGGGGCUGGCAUUCUAUGCUUGAAAUUGCAUAGUAUAGCUGAGGGCUUCACUGUAUGUUUCUCCCCAGCAAUUUUAAAUGUUUGGCUGAGGUGUUGUCUCCACUGUAAAUCAUUAGAGAAUAGUUUCUCAUAUAUGAUAUUCCUGAAUAUUGGAGUACACAGAAUCACAGAUAGAUGAGAUGUUCUUCCAUAGCUAAACAGAUCAAUUGAAAA